CUUUAAAGUGUUCUUUUCAACUCACUGGCUUUCCAGUUAACUUUUCAUUAUUUGGGAAACAGUAAACGAUGGCAAUUGUCACUGGGCUCUUAUCUUGAAAUUGUUUGAAUGUACCAAGGUUAAACAAUUCAUCAUUAUCCUUUAACUUAGUUAAAUAUCUACCAGUAUUGCUGCUUUCUUCUGCAAAAAUCUUCAGGUGAGUGGCUGAUGAAAAGAGAGAUUAAAAAAAAAUCUGACCUGAAGUUAUGUCUAGCAAAGCACUAUGUGCAUGGUUGGCCUUAACCUCAUAAGCUCCACCUUCGAUGAACUCUGAAAAGAACUCCCCUAGAUUUCCAUCAAUUUAAGUGAAGACUCAAGAGAUUUUAAAACAGAUCCUUAAGUCUGAGAAGGGAAGCCAAUCUUCUCUUUGUGAUGUUAUUAUAGCUUUGCACCUUUUCCUGUGUAUUGAAAAAAAUUUCUCUCUUGCUUCCUUCCCCAGCUUUUUUUCCAUGCUUUCUUCUGUUCCUACACAUGUUUUUACAGUUUUUGAUGCCAAGCUUUUCUUACUGGCUGUUCUCACUGACUAGAAAAGUCAUCUUUUGUCUCAAGCAAGAUGGUCCCCCACCCAUUCUUUGUCAGAUCUAUGUGAGAUCUUAUCUCAGAGAUAUUAUUCUGCUGUCUAAAUUUCCUCAAGUUGUUCUCCUUGUGCUGAACUACUUUAACUCCAUGAAUUUCUGUUCAUGAGACUGACUGGAGCGCACAUUGUCAAAAAGAUGUGGCAUAAAAUAUUUCUGCAUUGCAUUUGUUGUUUCCAGACAUAAUUUUUUUUUUCAAGGACAGUUUCAGUUACAAGAUUUGAGCAUCUCUGUUUCAAGGCAUCAUCUAAUCAUGUUAAAGUCACAGUGAGUAGGGAUUUUUCUGUCACUUCGUUUGUGUUUCCGCCUUCACUGUAGUAAUUUUGGAUCAUGUAAUCUCAGUUACCAGACGUGGAAGUCUGUUCCCAGCUAAUUUCAUUAAUUUCUCAAAUUAAAAUUUAUUUUUGAGAUUCUUCUUAUAUAGUUCUAUUGAUUUGCUUUAUUGAAUAUUAUCAUAAAAAAAAAAACAACCCAAAUAAGCACAGUACUUGAAGGCGUGGGAGGAAAUGGUAAGAGCAGAGGUAGACAUAGGAGACAUAGGCAGAGCUGGUAGGCAUGAAGAGCUGACAUCUGGAGAGGUUAAACUAUUUAUUUUGAGAACCAACAUAUGUACAGGACUAUUGGCUGUAGAAGUCUCUCCAGGCAAAAGCUAGACAGCUGCUAGAAAAGUGUAUGUGGGAAUAGAGAUAGUCCCACAUAUUUUUGAGGUAAGGUAAAUUGCCUCAAAGUGGAGUAUUUAGGCCUUUUGUUAUAACUAGAAAACUUGCUGAAAUACAUCUUGCUUUCUAGGUUAAGGAUAAGCACUAUUUUUGUCUAAGGCUGCCUAAAUGCUCAGGUUUCUCGCUGUUACAGCAAUCGAAGGCUGAGAUAUGCUGUGGGCUGGUUGGAUCUCCCAGAUCCUAACAAGGCUUUUGCUCUGUGUACCAUUCUCUGGCAAGUUCCACAAUGGAUGAUGGAUUUUGGCAAUAUUUUGUCCAAGAGUUCUACCUUUCUGGGAGCCUUAUGGUUGAUUUGUUCUGCAGGCAGAGGUGUCUUCCCAGCAGCACUGUAGGUCCAGGGAAAUCUGAAGGUGCAGAAAUGCUCUGUCCACAGCAUGGGAGUAUCACAGCACUGUAUCUGCAGCAAAGACUUCUCUCCCAUGGCCUCCUCCAUCACUCAUUCACCCUGCAGCUUCAGCAACUGGUGAGUAAGCAUCUGUUACUGCCUCUUGCACAUUUCUCUACUACAUCAGUCUGAAGGACACUUUCCGGGACCUUUCAGAGAGAAAAACAAAACAAAAAAAAACAUAAGUUGAAACAGAGAAGAAAUUGGCACUUUCUUCAGUGAGAUGAAGCAUGUAAGGCAUUUCACUCCCUCCUUAUUUCUCAGUUUGGUGCACGUUUGUCUGGUUCAGGCAAAUUAUGCCCCCUAUUUCUUUGAUAAUGGAGCCAGAAGCACAAAUGGGAACAUGGCACUUCUCAGCCUUUCGGAGGACACACCUGUUGGUACCCAUGUGUACACUCUUAAUGGAACUGAUCCAGAAGGAGAUCCCGUGACGUACAGCCUGGCCUAUGAAGCUGGAUCAAGACGCUACUUUUCUGUUGACAAGAACCUUGGAAAUGUUACACUGAUUGAGGAGCUUGACAGAGAGAAGGAAGAUGAGAUUGAAGUUAUUGUCAGUAUUUCAGAUGGCCUGAGUACAGUAUCUGAAAAAGUCAGGAUCCUUGUAAUGGAUGCUAAUGAUGAGAGCCCAGAGUUCAUCAAUGCACCUUACAUAGUCCAGGUCCCAGAGAACACUCCCUCUGGCAGCAGUAUUUUAAAGACUGAGGCAGUGGACAAAGACACAGGCUCUGGAGGAAGUAUCACCUACUUCUUGCAGAACAUCCAUGCUAAUAAGUUUACAGUAGACCAUCACAGUGGUGUCCUGCGCAUCAAAACAGGGGUCACCCUGGACUAUGAGAAAUCACGAACACAUUUUAUUGUCGUCGUAGCCAAGGAUGGUGGUGGGAAACUCCGGGGAGACAACAAAAUCUUUUCAGCCACAACAACAGUUACUGUCAAUGUGGAGGAUGUUCAGGAUACUCCUCCCAUGUUCAUUGGGACUCCCUACUAUGGAUACGUUUAUGAGGAUACACUCGCAGGCUCUGAAGUCCUUACUGUUGUUGCUCUUGAUGGAGACAGAGGAAAACCUAACAGUAUUCAUUACAGCAUUGUGAAUGGAAGUGAAGGUUCUUUUGAAAUCGACAACACAACUGGAGCCAUUUCUGUUGUAAAAAGCCCAAAUCAGCUCAAGAAAGAAUUGUAUGAACUAAAAGUUCAGGCAUCAGAAGUCGGUCAGGAAGGUGACAUCUCAGCAUACACUUUUGCCAUGGUGACUAUUCGGGUGGUCGACCUCAACAACCAUCCACCAACGUUCUACGGAGAAAAUGGUCCUCAGAACAAAUUUGAACUGACCAUGUAUGAGCAUCCCCCAGAGGGUGAAAUCUUGAGGGGAUUGAAGAUUACAGUGAAUGAUUCAGAUCAGGGAGCCAAUGCUAAAUUCAACCUCCGUCUUGUUGGACCUGGUGGCAUCUUCCGAGUGGUUCCUCAAACAGUCCUGAAUGAGGCUCAGGUUACAAUAAUAGUGGAAAAUUCUGCUGCUAUUGACUAUGAGAAAUUCAAGGUGUUAACCUUCAAGCUUCUUGCAAUAGAGGUGAACACACCGGAGAAAUUCAGCUCAACAGCUGAUGUAGUGAUACACUUGCUGGAUACCAAUGACAAUGUCCCAAAGUUCUCUUCUGACUACUACAUUGCCAGGAUCCCUGAGAACUCCCCAGGGGGCUCAAAUGUAGUUGCUGUUACAGCUACAGAUCCAGACUCAGGGCUUUGGGGAGAAGUCAAGUACUCCAUCUAUGGAACAGGAGCAGAUCUGUUCCUAAUCCACCCAUCAACAGGUAUAAUUUAUACCCAGCCCUGGGCUGUAUUAGAUGCUGAAGUGAACUCAAAGUAUAAUUUCUAUGUGAAGGCAGAGGACACAGAUGGGAAAUACAGCUUGGCUGAAGUGUUUAUCACUGUGCUAGAUGUCAAUGACCACUCUCCAGAGUUCAAUGAAAAUAUCCAGGAAAAGACGAUGAUCAUUGGGUCACCAGUGAAGAUAGAGGCUAUAGAUCAAGAUGCAGAAGAACCCAACAACAUUGUAGAUUAUUCCAUCAUGCAAGCAGAUCCAGCCAACGUGUUUGAUAUAGACCAAAGCACUGGGGAAAUCAAACUGAAAUCCUAUAUCCGUUCCCUGGAUAUCAUCCACAAUAUCACAAAGAACAAAGACUGCAUAUGGUCAGUGGUGGUGCAGGCCAAAGACCGAGGCUCCCCAUCCUUCAGUACCACAGCAGUCCUGAAGAUUGAUAUCACAGAGGAGACUCUUCACAAAGGGCCUAUGGCCGCCUUUUUGAUGCAAACUAAAGAUAACCCCAUGAAAGCCUUAGGAGUGCUAGCUGGUGUCAUGGGCAUAAUGGUGCUGAUAACUAGCAUGAUCUCUACUGCCAUGUUCUGGCGCAACAAGCGGUCCAGCAAAAUCAUGCCGGUAAGACGGAUCAUAAAAAAGAGACAGACCCCACAGCCCCGGACAAUGAGGAUGGAAUGGCUGAAAUUCAAGAGGCCCAGCAACGCUGCAGAGAAGUUUGUUGUUGAGAAUGAUGCCAAAGAUCUGCACAAUGAGAACAGCAACAACAACAUCCAGGUUGCCCCUGUGCCGCCGACUGCUCCCUUGCCUCCACCUCCCCCCACCGUGGCUCCCAGGGGUGAUGCCUCAGGGUGGCGGGUGCCGACUGUGUCCGGCUCCCUCACUCCCAAGUUUAUAAACAAGCAGGUGAAGAAGAGAGGUCAUGGCAGUGCCCACAAUGCCCUUGUGUCAGAGCUCAAAAUGAGGUUUGAGAAGAGGAACGCAGCUAUGGGUGAGCCCCACAUCUAGGUGCUCUUGGCAGCCCCCAGUGACUGCAGAUUGUGGCUGGGCGUGGAUAUAUUUAUGUGCUGUGGUUUUCCCUGUGUCUGUCAGCAUUCCGUGAACUGAGAGCAGCUUUGUGCUGGAAUAGACACCCCUCACCUUCUGCAAGUAUUACAUGCUACAGAGUCACCCCACCUAUAGCAUAGCUGCGGUCAUUGUCCAGUUGCAGCUGCAGUACCUUUGGCUUGUGUCACAGUGCUGGUCCUUCCCAACAGCUGUCUGAACAGGGUACUGAGUACCUUCAUGCCAGCCACAGUUUCCCCAAGUGAACAGGGAUUCAGGUUGCCCCCAUUUUGGUGACCCCUACCCAGAGUCCAAGUUUUCAAACACAGAAUUCUGCAGCCAAGGCACUGGAGGAUGCCAGUUCUGACCUGGACUCAUAGGUGUGUCUGAGGUGUCCAAAACCCCAUCAUGUCCAAUCCGAGACUCACUUUUGAAGACACUGGCCUGGCUGUAGUGCCAGCACUGACUCAAUGUGCAGGUCUCCUACAGCAGUGACACUGCAUGCUGCAAGAAGGUAUAGUGUAGCUGGUACCUGCUGUCUUCAGGGUGCAACACACUUUGCAACAGCUGGAAGAGCAAUGUGCUCAUGGCCUGAGUACCUUCAUUCCCAAAACGUAAGCAGACAGACUUGGAGAAGGUCAUAAUUUUCCUGCAGCUUAUGAUGGGUUUUGCCAGAGUACAUUGACAUGAUGCUGUGCUUUGCUUCUGCUCUGAACUUGCCUAGUAAUCAUCAGACAGGAAGGCCACCUCAGCCUUCUCUAGACCAGCUGGGGCAAGAUUGGAGCACAGUUCAAUAGCAGCGCUUGCUCAAUACUGCCCUCUUCUGACACCGUGUCCCCCAAGGAGGGGAAGCCCAUACGGAGAAGGACGUGAUGAAAGCAGCAGGGAAUACAAGGGAAAACCAAGAUCAAAAUGAUAAGUGAAAAAUACAGACAAGUGCUGGAAAGUUGCAUAUGUCGGUCAGGGAAGUGUGUGGAAAGAUCAUUUGAUUUUGUACACUGCUAACAGGAGGUGUUGAGGAAUAUAUUUCACCACCUAUCCUGGCUUGCUCCAGGGACUGGUGAGUGCAAAGGAGGUUUCUGGUUUGUCCUGUCAGUACUUUUGAGUGAAUUAUGCAACCGUCAGGAGGGGUAAUGCAGGGGGUGGGGCACAGCUGACACUUUUUUUGGCUGUUACAUGACGGUAAAAAGGCACCAAAGGCAGAACGCUUUUUCACUGGAUCUUUUUUCACUGGAUGCACAGUUUCACCCUCCUGUUUGUUUCUGAGGGCAUGCUUUUCAGCUGGGACUGUUUCCUCACCCUCUGGGAAAAAGCAGUGUGUACCAGGCUGCUGGGAAACGGCACACUGCACCUCUGCCUGUGCUCUGGCCCUGCAGGGCAGCUGUGCUGUCAUGGAUUAGCACUGUGAAGGUCAAGAUGGGGAGCAAACCCUACAGGACAGAACACUGUUAAUUCAAGGGGUUCCUGAGACUCUUCUCCAGCUCCAGCAGACAUGGCCUUCAGGGAUUCCUCUCCUGACAUCCCAUCAGCUGGUCUAAUUUCCUUUCUCUGCAUCAGCUUGGGGGACAGCUGGUUGAAUAUAAAGCUCCCUAGAUACAGGGAAAAUGCUGCAUUUUUUAACUUCAGUCUGAUACAUCUAGAAGUCAGAGGGUGACCAUAGCUCAUGUCACCUGUGGGCUGAGCGAGGAGCUGUAUCCCAGUGGUGCAGCAAGGUCUCAGCAGGGGGGCUAUGCCCUCAGUGCUGCUCUCCUGUCAUGUCUCUCAUUUCCAUCACUUUUCUUACUUAUCCCUCCUCCUGGGGCUUAAUGGCAUGAGGCCCAGGCUCUGUUGUUGUGUGUGGUCACCUUGUCCUCCGGCUAUGGGUGGAGGGAGGGGAUGUGCAGCCACUGGGCACACUCCCACUGCCCUGUGCAAGCAUGUGUGUUCUGCUGGUUGUGUCUCCACCAGGUUGUGCAGUGUUUCCCAAGGUAUCAAAAAUCUGUGGUUUAUUACCCAUACUACUGUUUUCCCAGUGUUGUGUUAAAGCCAGCAUUCAGUGUUUGUUCUCCAAUGAGGAAAGCCUAUAAAAACCAUUCAGUUAACUGAGAUUUAUUAGGCAUUAUAGUCUUACAGUCUUAGAGAUUGUAUUUAAGAGAGAAUAAAGAUGUUUUAUUACUAUGUUGUGAGACUUUUCUCCAGUUACUCUGUAUUUCAACUUCAGGGUGGGUUUUUUAAUAAAUAAAUAAAUUAUAUAAAAAAAAAA
This is a messenger RNA of Pezoporus occidentalis (night parrot), 6817 nucleotides long. RefSeq names its product cadherin related family member 1 (gene CDHR1). The record is from RefSeq and is a predicted model, not a curated record. Bases 1942 to 4539 code for a protein of 865 amino acids. The transcript is spliced from 19 exons. Gene Ontology annotation, cellular component: adherens junction; plasma membrane; catenin complex. Lineage: Eukaryota; Metazoa; Chordata; Aves; Psittaciformes; Psittacidae. Gene Ontology annotation, molecular function: cadherin binding; calcium ion binding. Gene Ontology annotation, biological process: cell-cell junction assembly; adherens junction organization; calcium-dependent cell-cell adhesion.